AUGUCUUACGACCCCGAAAAUCUACGAGCAGUUACUGAAGAAAAGGAAAUAACCAGUAUAGAAGAGUUAUCCGAUUCGUCUGAUUCAUCUAAUUCGUCAUUCGAUUCGUCGUCCAUUGAUUCCUAUGAUGAUAGUUCUGAGUUGGCAACUGAUGAAGAAAUUCUUGAGGCCGAGUUGAUGGAUCCUCAACAACAUGAACGAAACAUGAUUUUAAUGGAACGAAUCAUUAAUUCUGAAAUAAAUGACAGCUACGGUGGUCUUCUUCCUUUACGCACUAAAAAUGAAAUAGUUGAUUUAGUAAUAUCUAAACCAGAAAUUGACCUUAAACCUGAGACAAAUAUAAAACUGAUUGGAACAAUACUUCACAUUGUGGAAAAUUAUGUGGUUAUUAAAUCAAUUAAUUCUGGUGAAAAUCAAGUUUUGGAUUCUGAUACUGUCUUACUGCUUGAAGGCCCCGAGGUUUUUGGGACCAUCUUUGAGACUAUAGGUCCAGUUAGUCAACCUUUAUACGUUGUUCGGUUCAAUAAUGAAAACGAAUUUAAUAAAGAAAAAACCGUGGAAGGCGCUAGUGUAUAUGCUGCAGAUGGAUAUAUUCAUUAUGUGUUCCCUGAUCAAAUUCGCCAGUUUAAAGGAUGUGACGCUAGUAAUAUUAACGACGAAGAAGUUGAUGAAAAUGAGCGUGAUUUUUCGGAUGAUGAACAAGAAAUAUGGCAUAAAAAAACUCUUAGGCAAGAAAAUGCUAGGGAACAUGGUGAAUUAGAAAACCCAAAACAGAUUGGUAAACGCGCGUUUCGUAGUGAUGCAAGCUCUUCCAAUACUGUCACAAAUGGUUCUAAUAAUAACACUCGAAGACGAAAUAGUCAUAGAGGUGGUAGAGGUGCAGGCCUUCGACAACAACCACGAUAUCCUGAUGAUUCUUUUGGAUAUAAUAUUCUACCUAGACCGAAAAACUUUUUACCACCUCCCUCAUAG
Dentiscutata erythropus is the source of this 972-nucleotide messenger RNA. NCBI's taxonomy places the organism in Eukaryota, Fungi, Glomeromycota, Glomeromycetes, Diversisporales, Gigasporaceae. The record is from the annotation of a GenBank genome assembly.